Molecule: messenger RNA, 240 nt
Organism: Knipowitschia caucasica
Lineage: Eukaryota; Metazoa; Chordata; Actinopteri; Gobiiformes; Gobiidae
Source: the annotation of a GenBank genome assembly
AUGGGCAUAACGGAGCCCUCCGUCAUAGAGAGGGUUGUUGGGAACCCCCACCCAGCCUCACAGCCCACAGCACAGCGCGUCCGUGGGAACAACAAUUCUGACGUACGCAAGAAGAGGGCGGCCGGGUGGGCUCGAAUCCCCCCCACUUACACGCUCACGUACACGCUCACAUGCACGUACACGCAGACUGGUCUUUUUGACAAGUAUGAUUAUUCCUCCCACCUCACUGCGACCAUCUGA